CCCUAAUCUGGUCGACCUAAAAUAUGAUCCCAUACUUAACAAAUGGGCACAUAUAUCACUGCACUCUGCAGAGAGGGUACAAACAUCACAAUUCCUCUGAAACCCUCACCAACUAGCUCUCCGCACAAACCCUCCCACCAUGUCUACGACGAGGGUCACUCCAGAAACAAUCUCAAGUGCUGUCUCUGCUCUUCUCAAGUGGAAAGAGACCAAAUCAGCCUCAGAAAAGGCUCAGCUUUUGCCCCAAAACGACUUCUUUUACUUGACUCUCACAUUGGAGCAUAUUCCUCAAGAGGGUCGUCGUGUAAACCCCUACAAGAUCCCUCUGCCUCACCCUCUGGUUCAAGACUCUGAGAUUUGUUUGAUUAUUGAUGACAGACCCAAGUCUAAGCUCACUUCAAAGGAGGCCAAGAAGAAGGUACAAGCUGAUGGUAUUAAUGUUGCUAAAGUCUUGAAUUUUAGUAAGUUGAAAAGUGAUUAUAAGACCUUUGAGGCGAAGAGGAAGUUGUGUGAUUCUUAUGAUAUCUUCUUUGCGGCUAAAGGGCUGAUCCCCCUUUUGCCUAAGUUGUUGGGGAAGAGUUUUUUUAAGAAGAAGAAGGCACCUUUGCCGGUUGAUUUGAGUCAUAAGAAUUGGAAGGAGCAGAUUGAGAGGGCGUGUGGGUCGGGAUUGUUUUAUAUUAAGAAGGGGACGUGUAGUGUGGUCAAGAUUGGGAGGCUUUCGAUGGAGGAAGGGGAGGUUUUGGAGAAUGUGGUGGAGGGGAUUAAGGGGGUUAUUGAGUUGGUUCCGGAAGGGUGGGAGGGUGUUAGGUCUUUUCACUUGAAGUUGUCGGGGUCUCCUGGGUUGCCGUUGUAUGAGGCUGUGCCGGAUAUCAAGUUGAAGAUUGAGGGGGUUAGGGAGAGUGUUGAGGAGGGGAAUGAGAUUGAGGUUGAGGUUAAGGAGGGUGAGAAGAAAGAUGGCAAGUUGGGGAAGAACAAGAAGAAGAAAGGGAGAAUUCAUGAAGUUAAGUAUAUGGAUGUGAGUGGUGAAGAUGAAGUGGCGAAUGAUGUUGAUGAGGGUGAGAAAGAGAGUGAGAAGGUGAAUGAUGAGAGUGAAUUGGAGGGGAAGAAGACAAAGAAGAGGGGCUCGGCGAAAGAAAAGGCUAUCGGGGAAGAUAAGUUUGGCAAGAAGACUAAAAAAGCUGCUCGUGGAGUAAGAGUUGGUGCUAAUGAGGAAUAUGUGAGUGAAGAAACUGAUGAUAAGCAAGAUUUGGAUGUCAAAGAAGUUGAGCUUAAGAAGAAGAGAAAGAAGGCUGAUGCUGGAGGACAGGUUACCGCUGAUAAGAAUGUGGAGAAGCCAGCAAAGAAUACAAAAAAGAAGGCAGAUGGUGAUGAACAGGAGAAAAGUCAACUGCCUGUAUCCACGGAAGAGUCAGCUGAAAAGAAGGGUAAGAAGAAGAGUGGUCUUGUUACAACAGCGAAGAAGGCUAAGAUUAGUAAGAAGAAGUAGAGUCCUGAAUAGUAAGUUGAAUGGAAUCUUGGAAGGGACUCUAGGACUUCUGGAUUUUAUUCAAUCAAUAAUGGGAGCUUUCCUGCCAAGUGCUGGGACCAAUGGUAGAUAAGUAGUCUGUCAAUUAACUUGCAUUGAGUGUCUUCCCUGACUAGUGUUGAUCACAGUACCUGAUAUUUCCUGUCUUGAGGUCUCUUGAAGGUAAAAGACACAGCUUGCCCGAACUCAAGAAUGAUGAUACAUCAGCCUCUUGGUGAAGGUGGAGCACAAGGUGGACAGACUGAUAUAUACAUUCAGGUGGGUCUUCAGCUAAUUCUAAUUCUACAGGAAUUGUACUCUGUUGCUGAUAUUAACUUGGAAUCUUGGUUUUGUUAUGAGAUUUUUUGGUAAGUUGUAUAUAAAUGUUGCAAAUUAAGUUA
This is a messenger RNA of Daucus carota subsp. sativus, 1905 nucleotides long. RefSeq lists its product as uncharacterized. The coding region runs from base 140 to 1486 and encodes 448 amino acids. Lineage: Eukaryota; Viridiplantae; Streptophyta; Magnoliopsida; Apiales; Apiaceae. Gene Ontology annotation, molecular function: RNA binding. The record is from RefSeq and is a predicted model, not a curated record. Gene Ontology annotation, cellular component: cytosolic large ribosomal subunit; 90S preribosome. Gene Ontology annotation, biological process: maturation of LSU-rRNA. The transcript is spliced from 2 exons.